AUGGCAUUCUACAAGACUCUUCUUUUAACAUUUUUGAUCAUUUUCAUUGCUUCAGACAUCGUUGUCGGAGAAAUCGAAUCCGAUCAAAAAUUGUGCUUUGCAUCAAAUUUUUGUCCAACAACGCCAGAACGGUGUGACCAAUUUUGUUUUGCGUGGGAUCCAAGAAUUCUUUCCGUCAUUGAAGCCGAAGCCUUAGCACUGAAAGAUGCAAUUCUCAGAGCUAUGUCUUCGCACUUGGAGCUUGUUACAUUUGAAAGAGAUUCCCAAUGA
Molecule: messenger RNA, 270 nt
Organism: Vicia faba (fava bean)
Lineage: Eukaryota; Viridiplantae; Streptophyta; Magnoliopsida; Fabales; Fabaceae
Source: the annotation of a GenBank genome assembly